This is a messenger RNA of Protopolystoma xenopodis, 894 nucleotides long. Lineage: Eukaryota; Metazoa; Platyhelminthes; Monogenea; Polystomatidea; Polystomatidae. The record is from the annotation of a GenBank genome assembly.
AUGGUAGAGCUCGAUAUCAACGGAGCCGAAGUGGUCUUGGCGGGCCAGCCACUCGGAGAGGACUUAGACAUAUUAGAAGAUAAUGGCGAGGAUUCAUCCUCAAGUCAGCUGGACGACUACCCUGGCGGCGGAUUCGGUAGGAACAGUCGGAGACGGAGUGGUGCAGCAAAGACAGGUUUUCCCAGUACCAGACUCUCUGAAGUCUGGGUAAACAUUAGCCAAUGGCAGGGUCCCCCAUGUGGCCCUAUGCAUUCUCCAUGCUCGCAGCGCCCCCCGGCUAUCAUCUGCCGACCCCAUGAGGCUCGUGCUGAAUGUGCUUGCUCUACUCCUCUACAAAUCUCUCGGAUAAUGCAGCAGUUGCAAAACAGAAUGCAGGAGACUGAAGAAAUUACUCAAAUUGAGGAAGAGAAAGAAGACAAAGAAAUGCUGUUAGAGGGACAGGAAGAAAGAGGGAUUAGAUCUGAAAGUCGUACUAGACAAAUCCUAAGAGAAAGGAUUCAACAGCUGGCCCAGGAAGCGGAAAGGAGGGCCUGUGAAGAUAUUACUCAAAAUCUGCGAUAUCAGAAAAAAAUUUCCGCUCCAACACAAUCCGACCAUGGUGGGGAUAUCAGCGCUGGCGACCAGCUUCAGCAUGACGUACCAAGUCAGGCUCUCAUGAAUUUAGGGUCGGCUAACGAUGGCACUAUUCAGACUCAUCGGACAAAGGGUUUGGAAGAGGCAGUAAAUUCGCUAACCCUUCCCAUCGCUAAUAGUGCCGCAGUGAGGCCAAGUGAGGGAGAUGGUACAGAGAAUGCGGAAAAUCCUAGAGAGCCAGAGUACAUUCCGAGACAGAGGCCUGUGGAGUUCAAAGGAAAUACCGUUCUCAGUUAUCUCAACCAGCUGACCAAUGCGUAA